AUGAAACAAAAUGGCUUCAAGGAGACCAAUGCGCAGAAGACCACGAUACAGGGUAAAGGCCAGAUGAAGGCACACUGUUCAAAAGAGAACUAUGAGAGCUGUGAAAAGAAACAGAAGGCAGUACCACCAGUUAGAAGAAUUGGCUCCAAGUUGCCAAAGAGGCUCCGGACUAGGAAGAUCCGAAUGACCAGAGAUGCUUGGGGCAUGUUGCACUCCUAUGUAGAUGGUAUCUACAGAAAAGUGUCUGGGGAAGCUGAACGCCUAAGGAGAAAGGACCGACGCCCCUCCAUCAUUUCCUCAGAUGUGCAAAGUGUGUUGAGGCAAGUCAUGCCAAGGAAAUACACCAGGCGAAUUGCCUACAGCAAGACUCGUUAG
Molecule: messenger RNA, 375 nt
Organism: Rhineura floridana
Lineage: Eukaryota; Metazoa; Chordata; Lepidosauria; Squamata; Rhineuridae
Exons: 1
Coding region: 1-375 (124 amino acids)
Cellular component (GO): nucleosome
Molecular function (GO): protein heterodimerization activity; DNA binding; structural constituent of chromatin
Source: RefSeq, a predicted model, not a curated record